This is a messenger RNA of Musa acuminata subsp. malaccensis (wild Malaysian banana), 579 nucleotides long. The record is from RefSeq and is a predicted model, not a curated record. Lineage: Eukaryota; Viridiplantae; Streptophyta; Magnoliopsida; Zingiberales; Musaceae.
AUGCCUAGACCAAAGCUCCAAUUUGUGGGUAGCUGUCAGAAUAAGCAGGAUGAAGAAAGAUUGCAGAAGCUCAAAGAGAGAUGCAGGGAACUAAAUUUGGAUAAUUUUGUGGAGUUCCGCAGGGAUGCUAUGUAUAGGUUCGAUCUGCAGGACUUGGUCCAACUUCUGGGAAGUGCUGUUGCCGGACUUCACUCCAUGACUGAUGAACAUUUUGGAAUUAGUGUUGUAGAGUACAUGGCAUCUGGUGUGAUACCAAUUGCUCAUAAUUCAGCAGGUCCCAAGAUGGACAUAGGUUUGAAUGAAGGUGGACGUCAAACAGGAUUUCUAGCAUCAAACAAAGAGGAAUAUGCUGAAGCUAUCCUCAUGGUGAUUAAGAUGCCAGAGGCAGAAAUACUAGCAAUAGCUGCAGCUGCUAGAAAGCAUGCUCAAAGGUGUUCAGAGCAGAAAUUCUUCGAGGACUUCCAAGGCUGCAGUUCAGCCUAUCCGAUGAUACUGUAUUCUUAUCCGAUGAUAACAUUUUCCAUGCAUGCUGAACAUGGAAAAGAAAAUUAUUACCUAGAGAACAACACCGAUUUUUGA